GUGGCCCAGAGUAAAGUCGAGGCUUGAUUGCAGCUCUCGCAGGAAUUGGUCUCCAUAACGCUAGGGUUACGCUCCAUACCCCUCGCGGAUUGUGGGUCUUACCCAUCACGCGCGCUGGCGAUGCCAAUUCUAAUCUCAUCCCAUCAGUUCCCACUCAAUUUCCUUGGGUUAUCCUCAAAUUUUCGUUUCAGUAGGUUUCGAUGUGCAUACGACGUUUGUUUCCGAUGAAAAGCUUUGAAGCGCAGGAAGCGGUCCCGGGAAUAUCCUUCAUCGCAUUAUAGCUCGUGACAAUUCAGUGUUAUACGUGAUUGGAUUAUGCCACUGUAUGUUGAUUAGCGGUCGUUAAGGUGAUUAAUGGACAUUGGGGCGGAAUGGCGUGGUUUGCGUGUAGUGGUGGAAGCAGAGGUUGUUGCGUCGUUGAAUUCUCCAGGUUCGGUUUAUGGCCCGGCUAGCGACGCGAGCUGAUCGUUUCGGGGGUUGUGUCGGUGGCGCUGGCAGGAUGGCGUCUCGAAGCGUGGGGUUAGAUUCAAUUUAUUUGUGGUGGAUUGUGUGGGUAGGGGUUUUGUUGUGUUUUGUGCCAGGGGUGGUGGUUGGAGAUUAUUUGCGUCCCGUGCUGAGGUUCAACAGCGAGGGUCAAUUCAAAAUCCUUCAGGUUGCUGACAUGCAUUUCGCGCAAGGUGCCCACUCGGCAUGUUACGAUGUGGCUUCGUCACAUCAUUGUUCUGACCUGAACACUACAUACUUCAUUGAGCGGCUACUGGCCGUGGAAAAGCCUGAUUUGGUUGUCUUUACUGGCGAUAAUAUCGACGGGUCUGCGACGGAUGCCAUGAAAUCAAUGGACCAAGCUUUUUCUCCAGUAAUAGCGGCCAAAAUUCCUUGGGCUGCAGUUUUAGGAAACCACGAUCAAGAAUCAAACCUACCACGGGCGAAAGUCAUGGAAUAUUUAACGAAGAUGGAACACUCCAUGUCCGAAAUGUUGAACCCAAGCAUGGAGAGUCUUUUAGGCAAGAGCGUUGAUCGAAGAGCACCAAUUGAGGUUCAUGGAUUUGGCAACUACUACCUGCAGGUGUUCGGUGGUCUAGACUCUGACUCUUCAAAUUCAAGCCUUCUCAACUUGUAUCUUUUUGACUCCGGGGACUACUCGAAGUUCAACACUGUUGGUGGAUACGACUGGGUUCGAGCCAGCCAGUUGCUUUGGUUUGAAACGCUUGCGGCAAAGCUCAAGUCUGAAUCCUUAGCAAACACCGUGUCCGGACAACAACCACCGCCACCCGUGACUCCAGCGCUGGCUUAUUUCCACAUUCCGACUCCUGAAUACAACGCAGCUUUUACGAGUCCGUCCAUGCUAGUGGGUGAGAAACAAGAAGCAACAUGCUCCGCAUCUGUGAACUCCGGACUGUUCACAUCCCUUGUUGAAUCUGGGGAUGUCAAAGCUACAUUUGUUGGUCACGAUCAUGUCAAUGACUACUGCGGCAAUCACCUUGGUAUACAUUUGUGUUAUGGUGGUGGCAUUGGCUACCAUACCUAUGGGAAGGCUGGAUGGGCUAGACGGGCAAGGAUAGUACAGGCUUCUCUUGGAAGGGGUCUGAAGGUUGGUUCAAAGGUCACUCGGGAGAUAACAACUUGGAAACGGCUGGAUGAUGAGGAUUUAAGUAUAUCUGAUAUACAAAUCCUGUACAAUGGUUAUGCGGGUGAAUGGUUUGCUGGGCCUUUCUUUGGCAGAAGUCUCCCUUUCAGAAGGGGAAUUCUCGGAGAUUGGAUGUCUAUUAUAACCCUUCUGUUGUUACUUACAGGCUUGUUUCUCGUAACCUUUUUGAUUAAUUAUUGGGUUCGGAAGUUUCAAAGUCGUAAAAGGACAUACUUUGCCUCCCGUGAAGGAGCAUCGUCUGUUGAAUCAAAUGAUAUUUAUGACUGACUUCCUCCACAAUACUGCUUCU
This is a messenger RNA of Physcomitrium patens, 1937 nucleotides long. Its product is annotated as putative inactive purple acid phosphatase 29. Gene Ontology annotation, cellular component: cytoplasm. The record is from RefSeq and is a predicted model, not a curated record. Lineage: Eukaryota; Viridiplantae; Streptophyta; Bryopsida; Funariales; Funariaceae. Gene Ontology annotation, molecular function: hydrolase activity, acting on ester bonds.